CAGUGCCAAUAAAACAACCAGGUUUCUAGAGCUUUCUAGAACUGCUUGUCGAAACCAUAUUUAAGGGAAAGAACAUGAUCUACUGAACAAGCCAUACGUAUAUAAGGGGCAGCGCAUCUAAAGGCGGCAUUAUUGAAGUUAUUGAUUUCUGCUACGAGUGUGCAAGAAGGCGCACCUACGCAUUCCAACUGAUUAUUGAUCUAGGAUCUGCUACCUUUUGAGCGCCAGCGUAACAAAGCAAUUGCUCGUCUGUACAUCAUAAUCCUAUAUUUGGUAAAGGAAUAUUAAGUAUCUGAAGCAGCAAUGCCAUCGAAGGGAGUGUUUCUGGUGAACAGCCCAAAUGUGAAGUAUACAACUGACUUUAUUGAAGCAGAUUAUGAUUAUCAAAUUACAAAAGUUGAGUCACAUGGAGAUGUGCUUAUGGCAACGCCAGUGACGACAAAACUGCAUAUCCAAACUAAACGUCAACUUCCUAAGUUGGGACUCAUGCUUGUUGGAUGGGGUGGAAACAAUGGCUCCACUGUCACUGCAGCCCUUCUUGCAAAUAAGCUACAGCUCAGCUGGGAAACCAAAGAAGGGGUGCAUAAGGCUGACUGGUAUGGCUCAAUCACGCAAGCCUCUACAGUUCGCCUGGGUACUGGAACAAAUGGGCAAGGUGUUUACAUCCCUAUGUCCCAGUUUCUUCCAAUGGUGAGUCCUGAUGAUAUUAUUGUAGAUGGCUGGGACAUAUCAUCAAUGAACUUGUCUGAUGCCAUGAAGAGAGCCCAAGUGCUUGAUGUGAAUCUUCAGCAACAGCUUCGUCCUUAUAUGCAAAUCAUGAAGCCACGGCCCUCCAUUUACUUCCCAGACUUCAUUGCUGCUAAUCAGGCUUCCCGUGCAGAUAAUGUUAUUUCUGGGACAAAAUGGGAACAAAUGGAACAGAUAAGAAAAGACAUUCGAGACUUCAAAGACUCCCACAAGUUGGAUCAGGUGAUCGUUCUGUGGACGGCCAACACAGAGAGAUUCUGUGAUGUUCUUUCAGGCCUCAACGAUACAGCUGAGAAUCUCCUGUCUGCAAUCAAAGCAAGUGCCAAAGAAGUGUCACCUUCAACUUUGUUUGCAGUUGCCUGCAUCUUGGAAGGGACAACCUACAUCAAUGGAUCUCCACAGAAUACAUUUGUUCCUGGUUGCAUUGAAUUAGCACGGAAACACCGUGUUUUUAUCACUGGUGAUGACUUCAAAUCAGGACAAACCAAACUGAAGUCAGUUCUGGUAGAUUUUCUUGUCAAUGCAGGAAUAAAGCCUGUCUCCAUUGUCAGCUACAACCAUCUUGGAAACAAUGAUGGAAAAAAUCUCUCAGCCCCUCAACAAUUCCGUUCUAAGGAGAUUUCAAAGAGCAAUGUGGUAGACGACAUGGUGAAUUCAAACAGGAUUUUGUAUGGCCCUAAUGAGAAACCAGAUCAUUGUGUGGUUAUCAAACAUGUUCCUUAUGUUGGUGACAGCAAGCGAGCCAUGGAUGAAUAUACAUCAGAGAUUCUUCUUGGUGGCCAUAACACUUUAGUAAUCCAUAAUACAUGUGAAGACUCACUGUUAGCUAGUCCCAUCAUCCUUGACCUUGUGAUUCUGGCAGAGCUGUGCAGUCGCAUCCAAUUCCGAAGGGCAGGGGAACCGGAUUCAGAGUACUGCAGUUUCCACUCUGUUUUAUCCAUUCUCAGCUACCUGUGUAAGGCUCCUUUGGUUCCUGAAGGAACACCAGUUGUGAAUGCUCUGGCAAAGCAGCGCUCCUGUAUAGAAAAUGUUCUCCGUGCCUGUCUGGCACUACCUCCUGAGAAUGAUAUGCUUCUAGAACACAAGCUGCAACGUCCGCUGAUAGCCUUUGGAAAUUUAUGUACUGUACAGAAAGGAAUUGAGAUGCAUAAUGGGAUGUCCAUAACAACUGGCACAGCAAGAGAUGUACCCAAACAACUGGUUGAUAAGAUUCAUCAAAAUGGGACAAAGAAUUACACACAAGGAUAAAACUAUAAAGAUGCUAUAAGAAUUUGUAAUGAAUAUUAUACAUUGAUCUCAUUGAUGACUAACAAGAUAUAUCUGUUACAAUUUCCAGACAUGAAAGUUGUUCCCUAUAAUGUUAAUUCCACAUAGCAUUUAUGUACAGAUUUUCAUGUUUCAGUUGUGCAUGACAUUUAUUUAUAAAUUUACUGUGUACACUUUUCAUUCAUUCUGUGUAAAAAACCCUUUUUUUCACAAAAACAUAGCUUUCACUUUAGUUUUGAAUUGUAUAAGGCAGUAUGAAGAUUGUAAGGGACUUCUCCCUCUUUUUUUUUAUCUUCCCCCCCCCCCCCCCCCCACAUGACAAGGUGAACAGCAGAAAUACUGCAUUUAUGCUGCUGUUGGUUCAGAGAGCUGCUUAGUCAUUAGAAUUUUCACUGACCCAGAACUGAAUUGUGUGAUAGGAACAGUAUUUUUCAUAUCUAUGUUAUGAUUCAUACUGAAAGUAUUUUAAAGAUGUGAAUAUUUUAACAUUUAUAUGUAAUUACUUAAAACUUGUUGAUGUAUACAGUGUUGUAUAUGAAUUGUAGUACAAUUCAGCAUAUUCUUUGAUCCACUUUUCUUUUAGUGCAAGUUAAAUGACUUGUUACUUAUCCAUGGAUUACAGAAUGUACUUGAUGAAAAAUAAAUAUUCUUAAACCUUACAA
Molecule: messenger RNA, 2675 nt
Organism: Zootermopsis nevadensis
Lineage: Eukaryota; Metazoa; Arthropoda; Insecta; Blattodea; Termopsidae
Gene: Inos
Product: Inositol-3-phosphate synthase
Biological process (GO): phospholipid biosynthetic process; inositol biosynthetic process
Molecular function (GO): inositol-3-phosphate synthase activity
Source: RefSeq, a predicted model, not a curated record